Penicillium daleae is the source of this 1050-nucleotide messenger RNA. RefSeq lists its product as uncharacterized. The transcript has 4 exons. The coding region runs from base 1 to 1050 and encodes 349 amino acids. The record is from RefSeq and is a predicted model, not a curated record. NCBI's taxonomy places the organism in Eukaryota, Fungi, Ascomycota, Eurotiomycetes, Eurotiales, Aspergillaceae.
AUGGCUGUCAGUCCAAAUGGAGUCCAGCUGUCCAUCUGGAUGGCUGUGUUUACCUUCAUCACGAGUGUGGUGAUUGCCCUGCGUAUCUGGGCGAUCCAUUUGACCCGCAAGAGUCUCCAGCUGCAUGAUUAUUUUGUAAUCGUUGCUCAUACAAGCGCCUGUGCCAUGGUAGGGUUGAACUACUGGGCAGUUGCCAAUGGAUUGGGCGGGCAUACUGCUACCCUCUCGAAGAAGGAACUCGACGUCCAAUUUAUGAUGAUCGUCGGAGUGAGCAUGACUUGGCUGGUUGGCACAGUCUGUUGCAAACUCUCGAUUCUGUCGUUGUAUACGAGCCUCUUUCGCACCUUUCGACCGAUCCGCAUUCUUGUCUGGGUGUGCCACCCAGUCUCAUACCAAUGGCAUCCGGUGCCGGGAGGCGGUUGUCGGUCGUUGAGUAUUCAAGAGAUUGCAUCGAUUACUCUCAACAUCUUCCUUGACUCGACAAUUGCCCUUCUGCCGAUUCCUGCUAUUUGGAAACUGCGAAUGUCUCUCCGCAACAAGCUGACCAUCGCAGUGAUGUUUGGAAUGGGCUUGAUUGUCGUCGCAGUCAUGAUAUGGCGCCUCGUUAUCACUUUGAAUCCCGAGACUGCUGCGGACUCUGUCUACGGACUAUACAAGAUUGGCCUCGUCAGCUUUCUCGAGCUAUGGCUUAGUAUCAUCAUCGUCAGUUUACCAGUUCUGGCACCACUCUUCCGUCACUAUGUCGAGCCCCUUCUGUCCCACAAGCGACCCAGUGCUGGUCAACUCCGUGAAGCGCAGCAUACGAUCGGCAGUGAUCCGCCGAAAAAGCGGCCCGGGCCGAACCACCCAUACUCAGAUAUUGAAAUGGGACGCGGCAAUUACUCAGCACAGGUGAAGACAGGGAUGAGCUCGUCACAGAGCGAUGGUGACGAUACGGUUGGGCUGGUCAAUGAUAUGCAGCCCAAUGCUAUUGCAAUGCGAAGGGAGGUUGUGGUUCAGGAGGGACGAGAACGCGACGUUUCUUCCGACACCCCGAGAAAUGAAGUAUAA